CAUGCACACUUCGAUUGUUUUGGGUCCAAGAAGUGAGAGAGCCCGUGGAGGCAGUUUGGUGAGGAACAUACCUUGGGCUUUUCUUCCGUCGGCCCCUGGACUCUUUCCGUUUCCGGAGCGAAUGGUUCAGGUGAGGCGAGCAGGCUCCAUUCAUCUCUAUCCACAACAACCGUAGCAGCAUCAGCAGCAGUCCGCCCCCAACCAACCAACGGCAGCGCGGGCUCGGCUCCCUCACCUCCCUCCUCCCCGUCGCGACGUCGCCGCCUCCGUUUGUGCUUUGCUGGAGUUGGAGGUGCCAUUGACCACCUGUGUCCUCCAGUGAGUGGGGAUCGAAUUUCCCUAAUUGUGGUGUGCGAACUGUCCCAAGUUUCAAGUCCGUACAAUGCAAGGCAUCUCUAUAUGUGGUUCAGUUGCCUCACCCCGUGGAGCAAACUACAGAACAGCUUGUGUUGCAAGGAAUGGUCUGAAGCUGCCUUGUGAGAUAAAUGCAGUAAUCCAUGGAGUGUACUCAUGGCAUUGGCGCAUGCAUAAACUGCACAUGAAGACCAAUGACGGAAGAAUGAAUGCUACAAUAAGAACUAAUGCUAGAUGGUUGUUUGGAGGAGACGGGCGUAGCAGUGAUGCAAGGCUGGAGCGCAGUGAGGCUGCUAAUGAAGAUAUCUUGGUCUUCUACUUCCAGAUGGAUUUACAGACCCAGAUACAAUAUGCAUUGAAUAUAGAACAAUUUGAUAUAGCAAAACAAUUGAGGGAAAAACUCACCGAGAUUGAAACAAAAAUAAUUAGGCAACGUGAAGCUAAAAGAGGUUCAUCAAAGACUGAAGCUCAGGACAAAGCUCUAAACCUUUUGCGUGUACGUGCAGACUUGCAGAAAGCUAUUGACAGUGAAAAAUAUGCUUUGGCAGCUGGUCUGCGUGAUGAAAUCGCCAAACUUGAGGCUGAGUCUCUUGCAAUAUCUGCUAAAGCUCUUGCUUAUCAAAAUGUGAAAUAUGCGUUUCGACUAGGGCAGAAAGUACAUCACAAGGUACAUGGAUAUAGAGGUGUGAUAUGUGGCAUGGAUCCUGGGUGCUGUGAAUCCAAGUCAUGGAUGGAGACAGCAAAUGUGGAGAAGCUGUCUAAAGGUCCAAAUCAACCUUUUUAUCAGGUCCUGGUUGAUGUAUAUGUUGAUCCAGAACUACUUGUUGCAUACGGAUGCAGGCUAUUCCUCGCAGAAGAAAAUCUUUCAGCAGCUGAAGAAUCAAAGAGAGGAAGGUUUGAUCACCCCUACAUCGAAUUUCUAUUUUAUGGUGAGGAUACAGCCGGGGACUUCAUCCCUAUCAAGCAGCUCCGUGAGAAGUAUGACCAACCACGUUAUGAAGCUUCUGGGGAUGAAAAUGACGAUGAUGACACAAAUAGCUGAAGGGCACGUGCCUUCAUGCAGCUAGAGUUGUUUUGGCGCCAUUUCUGAUGCACCACCACCAAUUUAGAUGUGAUGUGAGGAAGUAUCUGAUAUUACUGCAGGUGGCAUAUGUUAGACAGCCAUCGACGAAAUGCUUGGCAUCCGCGGUAAUCUGCAGCGAGGUAAACUGUAUAUGCCAUGAGCCCUUGCAGAUUGGAGGUGACACUUUUACCAUCACCAAUCAACGAAGCCAUGGUUCAUGAAAGUUACAGCUGCCUUGCUUUUGCAUUAUAUACGGUCGACAAAUGUAAAAAAAACGAAAGAAAAAUAUCCUUAUACCUGUUCUGUGUAUAGUUCUCCCAGAUCUUCUCUAAUUAUGUUCCCUCUGAUGGACAAUUCUGCA
Molecule: messenger RNA, 1778 nt
Organism: Phragmites australis (common reed)
Lineage: Eukaryota; Viridiplantae; Streptophyta; Magnoliopsida; Poales; Poaceae
Product: clp protease adapter protein ClpF, chloroplastic-like
Exons: 12
Coding region: 383-1396 (337 amino acids)
Molecular function (GO): protein binding; DNA binding
Source: RefSeq, a predicted model, not a curated record